This is a messenger RNA of Vitrella brassicaformis, 1661 nucleotides long. NCBI's taxonomy places the organism in Eukaryota, Vitrellaceae. The record is from the annotation of a GenBank genome assembly.
GACGACUGUAUAGGAUUGCAUGUGUACGUGAUGUGUGUGUCUGGUACGUACUGAAGGCAUGCAUGUCUUACCGUAUCCACUCACUCACAAAUGCACAGGCAGACAUACCGACCGACGGGCGUCCAAAAAGGGCGAGACCCGAUCGCCAAGAUGUGUAGGUGUGGCUACCAGAACUGCACCAACGCGUGGUCAACGUUGCGGACAAGCAUCUGGGCCCAGAGCUUGCUCGUCGCGUUGCCCGCGACAUGGCCAUUCUGACAGCCACACCGAUACACACACAAAACUCAAAGAAAGCCACAGCACCAGCCACCAGACAAGAAUGCACACCCCUCCUAUACACGAUCCACAGGCUAGGCCGUCCUAUACACUCACACAACCAUGCACUCAUCAGACCACAAUAGCGGACUUGCCAUAGGUUUGAGGGCCGAAUGGGUGCAUCCGCGCCGUGUCGGCCUCGGGGUCGCCCACAACGAUGUCCUCCUCCGUCUCCUCGACUGCAUCGGAGCCCUUGGGGAGGAUGAAAAGCUUGUGGAUAAGGCAGAUGACCAAAGGCACCAGAGAGAAGAGGGACACGAUCGUUGCGGCCAUACGAGGGGCUGGAAUCGACGCCACCACGACCUACACGCAUGCACCACACACAGCACAUGCAUCGUGAUAAUAUGGGUGUGAGGGGAGCGGGUGGGCUUACAUUGACGAUCAGCAUUGCCACCAAGACGACGGAAGCGGAGCGCAUUCGCGCCCAGGGCAGAUAGACGAGAGAAAUGCACACAACGGAACUCACACACCGCACAGUCGCCCUGCGUCAGGACAAACAAGGUGAGUACACACACACACACACACACACACGUAUCCACAGAGACCUCUGUGUGUAUUGCGUGAAUGGGUGGGACCUCCUUCUCACCUCAGCGCAGCAGGCACCAGAUCUCCCCUGGCCCGGCUCACAGCGAAGGUCGGAAACCCCAGCGCCCAAAGAAGAGACCCGUUCAGACCGACGAGCACCACAAACUCUAUGGUUCUGCCGCGGACGUGCCUCGGCACACUCGACCGCUCUUUGACGGCGAACUCACACCACGCAGCCAAGACCGCCAUGCCCAACGCGGCGAUCGGGUAGAAGCCAAAGUCAUCAAGAUACGUCAACGAAGGCACCUGAACGACGCGGAGGCACACACAUGCACCUGCUUCCCUCUGUCUGUGCCCGUGUGUGCGCGUGAGGACUCACGUCCAUCUCUCCAUGCAGCUGCAGCUUCUUCUCGGGGUACCGCAGCAGAUACAGAACGGCAAGCGCCUGGCCCGCGUUGAGAAACGACGUCAUGCCCAGCACCGCCGGACCGAUUUGGCUGCACUGCACGUCGAGGAAUGCCGCUGCGAUGCAGCAGAGGCCCGUGACACAGAGGAAAGCCGUGUGGAUGGCCUGCCACGGCAUCGGCUCGAGGAUGGCAUUGAUGGCGCCGCCGGUGAGCAGCAGUAGGCCGAAGAUGACGGCCGUGAUGGUGAAGACGAUGUCGUUGGUGGUGGAGAGGUAGAUCUCACGCUGCGCCAUGAGAUGGCGCUGGCAUGUGGGUUCGCGCCCUCUGUACGCUGCGGGUCGUUACGUUGCGGCCGGGUUUGCGAACAAUGCAGUCGCGUUGAAAGGGGGACUCCAACGAAAGCUCACGAUCAGC